Molecule: messenger RNA, 1887 nt
Organism: Misgurnus anguillicaudatus (oriental weatherfish)
Lineage: Eukaryota; Metazoa; Chordata; Actinopteri; Cypriniformes; Cobitidae
Source: RefSeq, a predicted model, not a curated record
AUGUUUGGACUCAUUUUGUGUCAACUUCGGCCACUGAAGCAAAAUGCAACAUCUGCAAAAAAAAAUCUUUCCACCAAAGGUGGAAGCACUUCGAAUUUGAGAAGACACCUGAAAACCUCACAUCCAACUGUGCUGUUAGCACAAGUUAGAACAGAGAUUGAAGAUGGUGGCCCUGCAGCAGCUGGAGCUGUUUCCACCACAACAGCUGGAGCUGUUUCCACUACAAGCACCUCUUCAGCUGGAUUUUCAACAUGUUUGGCCGGUGCCUCAUCUGCAGAAUCCAGUAUACCAGCAGCACCCACCACCAUCCAAGGAGCAGUUAGAUCAAGGAGGCCACAACAGCAAAUCUCUAUGAGCAGUUUUGUAACACGACCAAUGGAUCCGUUAAGACAGAGCAAACUAGAUGAGGCUCUGGUCAAAAUGAUUGCUUGUGACUUUCAGCCCUUUUCCAUAGUGGAGGAUAGGGGCUUUAAGGAAUACUCACAUCUUCUGGACCAAUCAUACAGCCUACCUAGCAGAAAAACACUUACAAAAACUGUAAUGCCUAGGCUAUAUGAGAAGCUAAGAGCAGACAUCAUGGACAAAAUCAAAAGUGCAUCUGCUGUGUGUCUUACAACAGACUGCUGGACCUCUGUGACUACUACAAGUUAUAUGGCUGUGACUUGCCAUUUCAUAGAGGACUUUAAGAUGACAUCCUAUCUCCUGGACUGCUUUGUCUUCACCGACAGACACACUGCUGCUAACCUGGCAAGUGAGCUGACCAGGGUUACAAAUGAAUGGGGUGUGGUUGACAAAAUUGUAGCCUGUGUCACAGACAAUGCCAGUAACAUUGUUUCAGCCCUCAGAGAUCACCUCCACUGGGAUCACAUACCCUGUUUUGCACAUUUGCUGAACCUUAUUGUGAGAGCUGCACUAAAAGAGGUCCAAGCAAUAUUGCAAAAGGUGAAGACUAUUGUUGAGUUUUUCCAUAGAAGCACAGUUGCUUCAGAAAAGCUAAAGGCCACACAAAAACAAAUGGGUCAGGAGCAGCUGCGCUUAAAACAGGAUGUGGCCACAAGGUGGAAUUCAACAUUUUAUAUGUUGAAAAGAUUUAUUGAAAUCAAAGAACCAAUCAUCUCUACAAUGGCUCUCACCAAUGCAUCUCUGCCAACCUUGUCGCCAGAGGAAUGGGAAAUUUGCAAGGAAAUAAUGGAUAUUAUUCAUCCAUUUGAGGAGGUCACUACGGAAGUGAGUGCAGAAAAGUUUGUGACAGCCUCCAAAAUCAUAUUGAUGACUAGAGGUCUUCAGAAGAUUGUUGCCCGGAAUCAAAGGAAUCCCUCCAGCUUUGCACCUGUAAAAAAACUAGUUGACACCUUGAUGUCAGAAAUGACCAGAAGGUUUGGCAAAGUGGAGCUCAUUGAAAAGCUCGCUGAUGCAACUUGCUUGGAUCCCAGGUUCAAAAAGCAAGCCUUUGUAAACCAGCAGGCAGCCAAAGACACAGUGGAAAGGGUUAGAGCAGCAGCUGCAGCUAUAAACCCAUCUCAAAGUGAAAAGGAGAGUCCUCCAGAUUCUGGUGCGACUUCCAGUGCAGGGGCCAUGUUCUGGGAAGACUUCGAUGAGAGGGUAGCAAGCUUGAGGCCUUCUGCUGCCACUUCAACUACAACAGAUGCUAUGGUGGAGAUGCGAGCCUACCUUGCGGAGCCACUCUUACCUCGCACAUCGGACCCUCUAGCAUGGUGGAGGAGAUAUUCAGCUGUUUAUAAAAGCCUUUCUGAGGUUAUGAAGGCUAGACUUUGCAUUGUGGCCACUUCUGUGCCAUCGGAAAGAGUAUUUUCUAAGACUGGGCAGAUAAUAUCGGACAGAAGAAACAGGCUCAGCCCAACCAAGGUCCGGGAGCUUGUUUUUUGA